Colletotrichum destructivum is the source of this 646-nucleotide messenger RNA. RefSeq lists its product as uncharacterized. The record is from RefSeq and is a predicted model, not a curated record. Bases 196 to 633 code for a protein of 145 amino acids. The transcript has 4 exons. Lineage: Eukaryota; Fungi; Ascomycota; Sordariomycetes; Glomerellales; Glomerellaceae.
CUGAAGACCAGCCGGUUACAACUAUAAAACACAUUGUUGAGCAGCAGAUGAAUAGCGAAUUGGCCUGGUCAGAUUUGAUUUUCAUCAUUCAUCAUCCAUCGGCUUGGCACCCUAUCUCAGAUCGCAUUAUCUCCGUUGCUGCUCCAUCUCAAGGCGCAAACUCGCCGCACCUAUUGCACAGACGCAAUCAGUACAAUGGCUACAGCGGAAACCGUAGACUUGGGCAGAGUCCAUGAGCCCAAAGAGGAGUCCAUCAAGGUCUUCAGGCAGAUCGAGCACGAGUUGAAGAAAGAGCUGCUUCAUAUUCGGCAUGAAUAUCGCAAGCACGAGCCCGAAUAUUUCCGGGCAGUGGAACAUCUUGAUGAUCAGCAGUUGGUUGCUUUCGGCCCGGGUGACUUUGUUGCUGUGAGAGUCGCCGUCUCAGCAUAUGGGAUCCAUCUCUUUGGCAAAGUUCAUGUCCCCGCCCUGCCUGACUCUGAUCCCGCCUAUAUUCAUUUCCGUGUUUUUGUGCCAGGAGGGGAACCACCAAAGCUUCACAGCAUCCACACUGAGGAGAAAGAACAGCCCGACGGGGACAGAACAUACCGAGCCAUUUUUACCAAAGAUGAUGUGUUGGAGUGGUUCGACACUUGAGGACGCGUUGCCA